CGGGACACUUUGGGGACACAGUGACCGCACACAAGGUGCCAGCAUGGAUGUGGGGGAUGAUCCGCUGCUGUUUCAGCCCAGCUGGGGAGGAGAGGAAGAUGAGGAGGAGGAAGGAGAGGAUGGAGCAGCACCCACAGCAGGACAGAGCUGUUUCUCUGAGGAGGCUGGCAUGUGUGGACUGUGGAGGGCAGUGGGGUGGGUGUACACACAGCCCUGGGCCAGUGGGGUGCUUUUAGGGGUAGUUGUGUCACUCCCAUGCGCCCUGUUUGCCUACAUGCUGCUCUACUGCCCCCCUCUGGACAUAGACCUCUCCUACAGUGCCUUUGAGGUUCACAGUCACUUCUCUGCCGAGCGCUUCGACGCCCUCACCAUCGCAGUGAAGACUCAGCUGGGGUCCUGGGACAGACGUAGGCGAGACUUAGAUAACAGCGAGUCUGAGGCCCUGAGAGAGCUUCUGCUGGAGAAGCUGAGCAAACAGGGAGUUUCCAACAGGACAGAUAAUGAGGCUGUGAGGUCCUCCACUCCUCGAAACUACCCCUCACACCCAGGAGAUGAUGAGAAAAGAGCAGCCGCGGCGAGCAGAGAUAAAAGGACGGAGCUUAAAUUGGGUCAGGAGAAAAUGGGGAAGCACAGGAACUCGUAUCACACAGCAGAAGAAGAAGAAGAAGAAGCGGAGAGAUCACGUGAUGGGAAUUCAACUCUACGGCUCAUUAGGAGGCGCAGGUUGGCUCCCAAUUACUACCUGCAGAGCCAGGCUCUGUGGAGGAUCGAGCUGGUGUUCGUGGCUCAAGGGGAGGGCGAUCGCAACAUCUUCACCCCCGAACGGCUGCAGACAAUUCACCACGUGGAGCGCCUGCUCAUGCAGCAUCCGCAGUUCCAUCAGUUCUGCUGGAAGCCUCUGGAGAUGCUGAGGGAUCUGCCACUGGGACCGUCCUACUGCUCCCCGCCCAGCUCACUCCUGUCCUACCUGUACCCCAGCGAGAGAGGGGGGAAGAUUUACUAUGAUGGCAUGGGCCCAGAUCUGGCCGAUAUUCAAGGGUCUCUGAGUCUGGCCAUCACCCACCCCCAGUUCUACUGGUACGUGGAUGAGAGUCUGUCGCCGGAGCAUCUCUCCUCCUCUCUGUUACGCAGCGAGAUCCACUUCGGAGCUCCUCUUCCUUCCUUCUACUCCCUGCAGGACCGAGCUCACGAGCAAAGAUCACGCUUCAAAAACUUUGUGGUGCAGUAUGCAGACAUCCUGACCAAGCAAUCUACCAGCCAGGUGAAGGUGCUGUACGGGGGAACAGAGCUAUUUGAUGAUGAGGUGAGACACACCUUCCACAACGACAUGAUGCUGGCUGUCAUCAGUGGAGCCUGCAUUACUCUGCUCGUCUAUGUCCUGACCUCCUUUUCUGUGUUUCUGACUCUCUUCGGACUCGCUAGCAUCGGACUGAGCUGCCUGAUGGCUCUGUUCUUGUACCAUGUUGUCUUUGGCGUCAGGUACCUGGGCAUUCUCAAUGGAGUUGCAGCCUUUGUUAUUAUUGGAAUUGGUGUGGAUGAUGUAUUUGUGUUCAUCAGCACCUUCCGACAGGCUUCUCAUCUACGUCAGCCGCAGCAGCGAAUGAUCUACACAAUUAAAACAGCCGGCCGAGCUACUUUCCUCACCUCCUUCACUACUGCAGCUGCCUACGCUGCUAACACCUUCUCUCAGAUCCCAGCCGUGCAUGACUUUGGCCUAUUCAUGGCCCUCAUUGUCAGCUGCUGCUGGUUUUGGGUGUCCGCCCUGAUGCCUGCCGCCCUGUGUAUCUGGACCGAGUGUGUGGCGCCUCAGGAACACGCCUGGUUGAAUUGCUGGAAGCUGUUGUCGGGCCUGUCAGCGAGCCACAGCCCGUUGUCAGACGAUGACGAUGAUGUGGCGCUUCUGUCAGUGGAGAUGGAGCCAGGCGCGGGUGACACGGACGGCGACGCGGCCAUUCUUUCCCUGUCGGUGGAGACACCUCGGUCCCCUUCAGGGCAGCAGCACGUGGGUGUGGUGAGCACAAAUCUCCGGUGGGGCCUGAAGCAUUUAGUGGCAGAGCCAGCUGUGGAGCGACGAAAAGCUGUUCUAGGCGUCUUCCUCCUGGUUCUGGUCUUAUCUGCCGGCUGCUGCUGUCUCCUGAGGCCGGCCACUCACGCCCCCCUCCUUUUCCGCCGGGACACGAACCUUCAAACGCUGCUGGCUCUGCGGAGCAACCUCAGCAGUCAGGGCAUCUCCUGCCCCAUGUGUUCAGGUGUGUUCAUGGAAAAGCCCCAUCCCUUGUACACACACGCUUCCUCCUCAGCGUUUAAGUUCUCCACACAUCAGCAGAGCCCGAGCAAAACGACUUCAUCUGCCCCACGGAGCGCUGUCAAACAAAAUUCAAGCACCAACCAAACAGAGUCUUUAAUGACGGUGUACAUAUCAAAGUUGGACCUCGGAGCGUCUACAACCCUUUACCGUUUCUCCCUCAACGCCAGCACUCCGUCCCCGUGGAAACUGUGCAGCACAGAGCACGAAGAGGUGUCGUCAUUUCAGGCUUAUAAUCAGCCCCGCAGCAAUUACACCAGCAGAAUGACAGUGUGUGUUUCCCAUGUGUACCACCCGUACCCCAGCUGGAUGAUCACAUCCACCUCGUGUGAACCCCGCCAUGGCUGGGCGCCAGAGUUUUCCUUUUAUGUAGCGUCGUCUCUGCAGCAGCACAGCAGGAGACUUCGCUUCGCCCAGCGCCGCCUGAGACCUCAUCCCAGCCGCGUGUGCGUCGACCCGCCUGGCUGUGGCAUCAGUUCUGGGCCCGAUGGACCCACGCAGGGAACCUUUUAUACCCCUCUUCCCAGUGAUCCCUCUUCUGCUGCCCAAACAAAAGCAUCCAAAACGUUUGGCUUCAACCCAUGCGGUGGCGGGGCGUGUGGCCAGCCGGCGGUGCGUCCUCUGGUGGACACCGGGGCGAUGGUUUUUGUCGUCUUUGGCAUCUUGGGCGUCAACCGAACUGGAAACAGGGACAACCACGUUAUCGGAGAUAUGGGCAGCAUUAUAUUGGACCCAGACUUUGAUGUUUUCCAGGAAAUGGGCCAUCUCUGCAAAAUCUGCAAAGCUAUUAGUGCAAACACACAACUUGUGAAGCCAGGAGGAGCGCAGUGUUUGCCUUCAGGUAACAAACUGUCUUCUAUUGUGCCUCUGCUCCAUCCGGAGUGCCACUCUCUCCCCGAGCCCAACCUGCUGCCGGGGCAGCUCUCCCACGGAGCGGUGGGAAUACACGGAGGCAAAGUCUGCUGGCUGUCCAUGGCCUUUGAGUCUACCACAUACAAGGGCAAAUCCUCCUUUCAGACCUACUCCGACUUCCUCCAGUGGGAGAACUUCAUCCAGGAGCAGCUGGCCUCCCUCCCGCAGUCCUCAGCUCUGCAACGGGGUUUCCAGACCUGCGAGCACUGGAAGCAGAUAUUCAUGGAAAUCAUAGGUGUGGAGAGUGCCCUGUGGAGCCUGCUGCUGUCUCUGGCCAUCUGCGUGGCAGCUGUGUCCGUGUUUACUGCACAUCCUAUGCUGCUGCUCCCAGUGCUCAUAACCAUCCUAGGCGUGAUCUGCCUGGUGGUGGCGGUCAUGUAUUGGCUGGGCUGGGAGAUGGGAGCAGUGGAGGCCAUUUCUCUGUCUAUACUCGUGGGAUCUUCUGUGGAUUACUGUCUGCACCUGGUGGAGGGAUACCUGCUGGCUGGGGAGACCGCGCCCUCUACGCCUGCUCCUAACUUGGAGCCUCGGGCCGAGAGGCAGAGGCGGACCCUGGAGGCGGUGAACCAUGUGGGCGUUGCCAUAGUGUCCAGCGCCGUCACCACGGUGAUCUCCACAGUCCCCCUCUUCUUCUGUGUCAUUGUGCCUUUCGCCAAGUUCGGACAGAUAGUGGCCAUUAACACGGCCGUCUCCAUUGUGUUCACCCUGACCGUGACUGUGGCCAUGUUGGCGUGCAUGGCCCCCGCCCGCUUCAGCAGACCCCCCGGCGCCGUGCUGAAGGCCAGCCUGGCCGUGGCGGCCGCGGCGGCCUUGGGAGCGGCGGCGUGCUGGGCGGGAGGUCGGCUGGGAGCGUUGGCCUGGCAAUCAAUCGGCACGUAA
Molecule: messenger RNA, 4096 nt
Organism: Perca flavescens (yellow perch)
Lineage: Eukaryota; Metazoa; Chordata; Actinopteri; Perciformes; Percidae
Gene: disp3
Product: dispatched RND transporter family member 3
Exons: 21
Coding region: 44-4096 (1350 amino acids)
Cellular component (GO): cytoplasm
Source: RefSeq, a predicted model, not a curated record